Polypterus senegalus (gray bichir) is the source of this 6826-nucleotide messenger RNA. Its product is annotated as EF-hand calcium-binding domain-containing protein 6-like. Lineage: Eukaryota; Metazoa; Chordata; Cladistia; Polypteriformes; Polypteridae. The transcript has 16 exons. The record is from RefSeq and is a predicted model, not a curated record. The coding region runs from base 458 to 2947 and encodes 829 amino acids. Gene Ontology annotation, cellular component: nucleoplasm. Gene Ontology annotation, molecular function: calcium ion binding.
CAUUUCUUUUUUCGCCACUGCUUCUGUUCAUCUGCAUUUAGAAAAGAGGUGGAAAGAUCCAGAGAGGAGGGGAAUAGCGUAUGUGUGUGUGUGUGAGAGAGAGAGAGAGAGUGAGCGAGCGAGCGAGGGAGAUCCAGUUGUAGUCGAAGGGAAGCGAGCCACGGAAGGAGCUGCGCUGCAACGAGAUACACUCGCCACCCUUUUUUCGUGGAUCCAGAGGAAGAAAGCGCCCCGAAGCCGGCUAAUGAGUUGCCAGUCAGCCGAGAGCCCAGGUCUUUGACAAGGAGGGGCACAGAAGAAGAGAAAGAAAGUGGCACAACAAAGACAUGCAGUCGGUGAAUCCAGGUAGAAAACAAGUCUGGAAGUUGACUUUGUGAAGCUAAGAGUCCAAAUCUGGAAAAGCAAAGCAGACUCCACCCUGCCACAGAAAAUCCCCUCCCCAAACCCCUUUGCCACCAUGGCUUUCACCUUAUCGGAGAUCAUGGCAGCCAGAAGACAACAACAUGGAGGUCGAGUAGCCGUCGAUGUGGAUGAAUACAGCACCAAUCCAACUCAGGCCUUUACCUUUUAUAAUAUUAACCAGGGACGUUUUCAGCCUCCACAUGUGCACAUGGUGGAUCCUUUGCCUCACGAUGCCCCAAAACCUCCUGGAUACACUCGAUUUGUCUGUAUUUCUGACACCCACUCGAGGACUGAUACGAUUCAGAUGCCAUAUGGAGAUGUUUUCAUUCACGCUGGGGAUUUCACAGAGCUUGGCUUGCCUAGUGAAGUAAAAAAAUUUAAUGACUGGUUGGGUACAAGAGGUUCAACAUCUUGGCCAUCUAUAUUUAUUUUUAUGCCCAUGAUGCUACCAAAGCCGAAAAAUGUGCCAGAAACUGGUAUCAAUCUAGUCUGCGAACAGGUGCAUCACUACCUGAUCACCAAAGCACAAACCAGAUGGCAUGACCUAGCAAAGGCAUUUCGAGAAUUUGAUCAAACUGGUAAAGGUAUAAUUCGAAAAAAAGAUCUCAGAGACGUCCUGUUUCGAUUCAAUUUGCCCAUCACAAGCAAUGAUUUUGAAAAACUUUGGGCUAGGUAUGAUAAUGAAGAGAAAGGCCACCUGACUCACUCUGAAUUUCUAGAGAAGCUGGGAGUUGAGUUUUGUACUGCCGACAAUGGCACCAGUCGGAAUAUUGUGGAUGGUAACUCUAAAAGCUUACUGGAGCAUUACAACCUGCAACAGCAAAAGCACCACGAGAUAGCUGAUAAGCAAAUACAACAAACCCGCAUACUGCAGACUGCACUGGUGGAAAAAGAUGUCAGAGACAAAUUUCGAGACAAUUACCAGGAUUUCAGUUCAGCAUUUGCCAAGCUUGACAAAAAUAAGGAUGGCUACAUUACAGUGGAAGACCUGUACCGGGUGCUUCAAGAUCACAGCUAUCACCUGGAUGAAGAGAAGUUCACUCAUCUCCUGCAAAGGCUUGGUAUUGGGACUCAUGACAACAUGUUGUCUUACACUGACUUUCUGAAAGCUGUGGAUGAGGGCAUGCCGAACAAGAGAGCACCUGCUACUCCGCAAGAAGUGUCUCAGCUUCUCAGCCCAGAAGAGGCUUUAAUCAAACUGAGGAAGAUGAUGGCAUACACUUCGGGCUCAUUAGAAAAGGCUUUCACUGCUUUUGAUAAAUGCAACAGAGGUGAAAUAAAGCUGGAGGACUUCCGCCAUGUGUUAAAUUGCUUCUGCUUCAGGCUGUCUGAUCUGCAGUUUCUUUACUUGGUUAGCAAACUGAAACUGAACAAAAACGAAUCAGUUGUUGAUUGGAAAGAUUUUUUACAGGUUAUGGAGCUUCCGAUCCAAGAGAUUAAAGAAGACUGGGCAGACAAGGUAGAAAAAAAGGUUGAGAAAGUAAGCACACCUUUACCUUCCAAAAGUUUGUCACUGAAAGACAUCCUGAGUCGCAUACGUGAGGUUGUUUCAUCCCGUUUGUACAUCAUCACAAAGGAGAUGACUGAUAUCGACUAUGCCCACAUUAAUGUUAUUGCCAAAGAGGACUUCAGGGAUAUUUGCAAUCGCUAUUUUAUGCGAUUAACAGAUGAGCAGUUUGAAUUUCUUUGGAGUGAAAUGCCAGUCAAUAAUUUUGGAAACCUUGAAUAUCAAGAAUUUUUAAAGAUGUUCAGUGGAGAACUCAGCGACAAACCUCAGAGUCCUGCUCCUUCUGUUCUUAGAAGUGGAUGUGGAAGUCCUGUAAAAACACCCUCGGACCAUCUGGAGAGAUCAUCCUCUUUAAGUCGACGGCCAAAGACGGCACCCACUGCCAUACAUCGCUCAAAGUCUAUGGAUUCCUUGAAACGUCCUUUGACAGCACGAGAGUGUUCAACACCCUUAAUAAACUGUGAGUUCAUUGAGCAGAAGCUAAAGAAGCAAAUCUACAAGUGCUGGAAGGACAUUCAGAAGGAAUGCAGACUUCGAGAUCCCGAAGGGAGAGGAGAAAUCAGUAUUUCCAGCUUCUAUGGUAUUAUGGAAAAACUCAAUAUAAAAAUACCUGAGCAUGAUUUUGAGAAGAUCAUGAUGAAAUAUGACCUUAGAAACAAUGGAAGCUUUGCUUAUCCAGAAUUUUUGCGCCACUUUGUUCUCACAAUGAAGCCCCAAGAGGAUGACUUGCUUCAGAGGAUGAAGUUCCUUAAGCCCCGUGUUCCAAUGACUCCUGGGGUGGAAACAGCACAAUUUUGGGAAUCAAUGCUAAGAAUCCAAAGACAAGUUCUGCAGUACUGGAGGCAAAUAAGGCGCUACUUCACAUAUUGUGAUCAACAGAAAAGUGGCUACAUUUCCUUGAAGGAUUUCCGACAGGUUUUAAGAAAUUUUAGUGUGAACCUCUCAGAAGAAGAUUUCUUCCAAAUCACAACGUACUUUGACAAGAAUCUGACGGGACAAAUUUCCUACAAUGACUUCUUGCGAGUCUUCCUCAAAUAAAUGCUGUUGCUGGUAUCAGAGUACUGCUGAAGUAAAAAAAUUAUUUGGACCUCCUUUUAAAUUCCUUGGACAAGCUUCACAUUUUGGCUGAAACAAGCAAUUCCUUUCAUAACCAUGAGGAGGCAGUAUUAAUUUAUAGUUUUUCACAUGAAACCAGCAGAGUUGGAUACAAAGUUGAAUGAAGUUUUUGGGUUCCAAAAGCCCUACAGGUUUUCUUCAUAACUGGGUGCUUUACAAUUUUGUUCUUAUUAUUUUUUUAAAUUUUGAUCUAAUUUUAUUUUACAUUGUGAUGCAAAAUUACGCUUCUGGAUUAGAAUAUGCUGUCAUGUUUUUGUUGAAUUAUUUUUUUCCUGAAAAGGUGUUAAUUUUUUUUCAUAGUUGCUAAGCAGGUUUUUUUAGUCUAUGAUAUUAUUUUGUGUAUAACUAUAAUAUCUUCUCCAACUUUAGGAUGCAACAUUUUCUGCUAUGCUAAAAUUUACACAGAAUACAGUUUCUAUCUAACAAAAUCAAAUUGCAGUCUAUACUAAAUAUUGAGCUUCUGCAACUACCUAAUAGGAUUUCUGGAAAUUUUGACCCUCCAUUUUACAACGGCAGUGUGCCCUCAUGGUCUCUCCUCAUCUUCAUAACUGCCAUAGUGCCAAAAAGUCUGAAAUAAAAAUAAAAGCGCAUGCACUUAUUUUAUUACUAAAACAUGGGGAAGACCCCAAAAAUAUAAAGAAGCCCUUCCAGAACAUCUCUCCCACUGAGUGUUGCACUCGCCCUUUUCUUCCCCAUUUCUUUUGCCUUCUUCCUACUGCCUUGACACUCCAUUAAGCGACUUCCAGGCCACUCAAUUCCCUGGUCAGGAUGGUCAACUCUUAGUACAGGUACACCAUGCUAAAACUUCCCCAGUAUCAUGUGAAGCCUUUAAAAAGUGAGUGCCAUCUUAGUUGCCCAGCCAGGCACCAAAAUUCUCUCUGUCCCACAAUUGGGACUCCUAGCUGAGAGUAAGCUUAGGAUGCUUUGUAACUACUUCCCAUGUCCUACUCUGAAAUUGGACAGAUUCUUUACCUAGUCCGAAUUUUAGUGCAGUUCCUAGGAAUUGUUCUGAUAAAUAUGGGCACAGGUCUUCACUAAGUCUUGUCUCUCUUUUCCACAAUGGGAGUAUGUAGCUUAGACAUUUUCUGCACUUUGGCUCACCCUCCACGGUCCUCUCUUCGACAAGUGGCUUUGUCUGUCCCUCCAUAAGGAGAAGUGGUCACCUCUGGAGGUCUUUUGGCCUCAUGCCAGUGCUCAGUGACUUCACUCUUUUCUUUCUGACUGGAGUGUCAAGUAGCACUUGUCCUUGCUGUGUUCCUACCUUCUACCACCUUGGGAGAUGGUUUGUCUUCCCAGCAUGCCUCAUUCUCUCUCUACAGUCAUGUCUUUUCACAUUUCCUGAGGUGUUGUCCUCUCACACGGGUGUCCAGAAAUGUACUGUCCCUGUCAGUGUCCCAUGCCCCUUUGUCCCUGGCAGCCCCUUGCCACUCAGGUACUUUAUCGCAAUAGACAGAUAUACGUCAUUUUUCACACAAUUUAGGUGAGCUUUUUCAGUGCUCAAUUUUUAUUUUGUCUAAAGGCAAUCUAUAAAAUGCAUUUCACCAGUAUUAAAGCAAAAAUAACUCCAUUAACUAUUCUCCCUCCAAACCGGUAUUUGGUGCAGAGGUAAUAGGAAAUAGAAGGUUGGCAUGAAGUACAACAGCUAAUUAUAUCAUCUGUACAGAGGAGCCAAAUAACUUAAAAACAGAAGCUUGUUUGACCUUAAAGAUUUGUAGUGCUACAGUUAAAAUUAGGGAUGAUUACCGCGUUUGAACGCGCUUUAGAAUGAUUUAACUCUGAGAUGCAGAAUGUAGAAAAGAAAUAUCUUUGAAUCCCAGGUACUUUUAAACACUUAUUUCUAAGAAGGAAUUUAAAAUUAAGCUGUUUUUGAGUCGGUGGACAUUCAAAAAUGGAACAAAAGAGUGUUUUUCCAAGAAAAACUAACAAACACACACACAGAUUUACAUACAUACACACACACACACACACACACGCGCACACACACACAUACACAUACACGCACACACACACCAAACUUCUGCACAUUUUCCUUUGUUUGUCCAAUUCAACGAACCCUGAGUAAUUAUUCAUGUUUAAGAUCGGAUGGCAAUGAGCCUGCUGUGCUAUUUUACAAAGAUUAAAAAUAGUAAGUGGAGCAGGUAGGAUUUGCGGACUAUUGUUCAGAAGCCUGCAGGUCAGAUGCACCCUUACAGUGUGAGUCUCAUCAUCAGCAAGGACGCAAUGGGAUGCUAGUGGAGGUUUUAAAAUGACACCACCUUUAAAGAAACUGAGCGGCACUAGCUUUCAGGAUGCCAGAGCAGCAAUGGAUUUCUAACACAACUCGACUUGCAGAGAGGCAAACACACAUCAGCACACAGAUAGAUCCAUCUACUACUGGUGUUUGAAACGUUAAAUAAAUACUUCUGUGGCAAAGGCAUAAAGUCGUCUUCUCCUGUUUGAAUGUGACAGAAUCGAAUGAAAGCACUGCUUCUGUUAAAACAGAACUGCUGAAUACACCUUCAAAUGGAGCAAAUGCAGUUUGAACUUGAGAUGUUCAAAAGCUUAUGCAGAUUUUUUUGAAAGUGUUGUUAUUGGGUAGACUCGUACACUAAAACACUUAAAAAAAAGCUUUUAUAAACCUCUAAUCCAAUGAAGUACUGACCUCAGUUUACGGACUUUUGUCAGUGUGCUCUAGAUUUCUGAACUGUUGUCCUCAAGAGCAGCGGUUCUGUCGCUCCCAGUGACCCUUGGCAGAAUGUCGAGGGAGGCCCUUCACUUGCCUCUGCUCUGCUUCAUUCACCGAAACCUGGAAAUGGUUGCACCACUAAAGCAUCUUGGGAAUGGGGUUAUACAUGUCACUUCUAAUGUUUUGAUAUGCCAUCACAAGAAUGCCAGUUUGCUUUGUGUGGUCCUCAGCCAAUCACUUUUAAAGCUGGGACGGUGUCAGUAUAUAAAUGCCCCUAAAUAAAUUGCAGAUUCAGUAUCCACCACUGAUUUAGUGUGUGAUCCUCAUCCAAAAACAGAGCUCCCUACACUCAAAGUGCACCCCUGAGCUGCGCUGUAAUAUGAAAUGGUGCUCCAGUACAGUAAAUCACAAAGCUGACAUUUAGUCACUCACUGUGCAGUCCUCUGUGAAUCUUAAUCUGCCAUUUUAUAAACAUUAUAAAGUUAAAAAGUAUUUUUACUGUUAAAAAAUGCUUGCUAAAAUGGGUAGUUUUCCACUUAUGUGAGUUUGAGGGUAUGGAACGGCUUUUGCCAUUAGUUGGUUUUUUUUUCGUCAAAUCGCAAAACACUUUUGCAACAUGGAGCCAUUCCUUAGAAUUCUUUCAUACCUCUGUGUGCUCAUCUCUAUUUUCCAUGAAAGAAUGCAAAGCAAUAUAACACACAUACUGUAACUGGAAGUUGUUGACACGCACAGCUGAAUUUGACCAACAGUGAUGACUGCAUGUGCCAACGUGACAGAACACUGAUGCCUACUUCCUCUAAAAGCAUUCUGCUGUUCUGGGGAGAUCUUUCUAUUGUAUUUUUAUUAUACUCUGUAUGUAAAUGCACUGUACAAUCAAUUCGUAUUUUGAUCCCACUUUUGGAAUAUGCAGGGUUCAAAACAUUUAGACUCUCCUCUGUUUUAUUGUACAAACACCCAUACAAAAAAAAACUGACCUUGGAAAUCCUUGACUGUAUAAAACAAUUUUUCUGUGAACUGUAAUCUUCCAUUUGAUUAAAUUUGCCCGGUCUGUUGUGUCCAAGAAAAUCAGCCAUUAGAAAUUACUGUCAUUACCAGUCAAACUUUGCAUUGUACCAAUCAAUAAAAAUGAAUAAGGA